Molecule: messenger RNA, 1788 nt
Organism: Myotis brandtii (Brandt's bat)
Lineage: Eukaryota; Metazoa; Chordata; Mammalia; Chiroptera; Vespertilionidae
Gene: TRIM35
Product: tripartite motif containing 35
Exons: 7
Coding region: 99-1463 (454 amino acids)
Biological process (GO): innate immune response; positive regulation of apoptotic process
Molecular function (GO): protein binding
Source: RefSeq, a predicted model, not a curated record
AAGGGCUGGGCCGCGCUCACCAGAAGUCCCCGGAGCAGCGACGGGGCUGAGAAGGAGCGGCAGCGGAAGCUGCGGGCACCCAGCAGACAGUGGGUGCCAUGGAGUCGGAACCCUCGCUGUCCCCCACGCUUUCCCGCUCCAUCAAGGAGGAGCUGCUCUGCGCCGUCUGCUACGACCCCUUCCGGGAUGCCGUGACGCUGCGCUGCGGCCACAACUUCUGCCGCGAGUGCGUGACCCGCUGCUGGGAGGUGCAGACGACGCCCACCUGCCCAGUGUGCAAGGACCGGGUGGCGCCCGCCGACCUGCGCACCAACCACACCCUCAACAACCUGGUGGAGAAACUGCUGCGCGAGGACACCGAGGGCGGGCCACGGGUGUGGAUAAAGCUCAGGAAACCUGGAGCUGGGCACCCGCAGGCUAAGUGCAGGAACAUGGAGCACUCGCUGCGGGAGAAAGCCAAGGCCUUCUGGGCCAUGCGGCGCUCUUAUGAGGCCAUUGCCAAGCACAAUCAGGUGGAGGCUACCUGGCUGGAAAGGAGAAUCCGGCAGGAGUUUGAAAAGCUUCGAGAGUUCUUAAGAGGGGAGGAGCAGGCCAUCCUGGAUGUCAUGGCUGAGGAGGCGAGGCAGAAGCAGCAUUUGGUGGAGGAGAAGAUGAAGCAGCUCAAGAAAGACACAGAGACUCUAGCCCAUGAGAUUGAGCGGCUGCAGAUGGAGAUGAAGGAAGAUGAUAUUUCUUUUCUCAUGAAACACAAGAGCCGAAAACGCCGCCUCUUCUGCACCAUGGAGCCAGAGCCUGUGCAGCCUGGCAUGCUGAUCAACGUUUGCAAGUACCUAGACUCCCUGCAGUACCGUGUCUGGAAGAAGAUGGUCAUGUCUGUUGAAACUGUGCCCUUCAGCUUUGAUCCCAACACCGCGGCGGGCUGGCUGGCUGUGUCUGAGGACCUCACCAGUGUCACCAACCACGGCUACCGAGUGCAGGUGGAGAACCCGGAGCGCUUCUCCUCGGCGCCCUGCCUGCUGGGCUCCCGCUCCUUCUCCCACGGCUCCCACGCCUGGGAGGUGGACCUGGGGGGGCUGCCCAGCUGGCGGGUGGGCGUGGUGCGCAUGUGCCUAGAAACUGGCCCCGAGGGCUACUCCCACAGCUGCUACCAGGACACUCGCUCUGGUUUCUGGUACCUGUGCCGCACGCAGGGAGUGGAGGGCGACCACUGCGUGACCUCAGACCCGGCCACCUCACCACUGGUCCCCUCCAUCCCACGCCGCCUGCGUGUGGAGCUGGAAUGUGAGGAGGGCGAGCUGUCCUUCUACGAUGCGGAGCGCCAGUGCCACCUCUACACCUUCCAUGCCCGCUUUGGGGAGGUGCGGCCCUACUUCUACCUGGGGGGCACCCGGGGGAACGGGCCCCCCGAGCCUCUGCGCAUCUGUCCCCUGCGCAUCACUGUCAAGAAGGAGCUGGAUACCUGAGGCCGGCGGGGAGCCUGCCAGGUGCUGCCCAGGUGUUCUGCCAUGGUCCUGCUUUCUUUCUGUCCCUCUUUCUCAAGCCCACACUCACCUGGACACCUCUAGGUCCUGCUUUGUUGCCAGGAUCUUGCUACUAACUGUCUAACCCUUUUCCGUGGCUCCAGACCCCAAGCCCCCCUCUUCAUUUUUGGUCUUUUCUGUGCCCACAGUUGAACGUCAUCCAGGAGAUAGCUUACUGGCCAGGCUCUCCCCAGAGUCCUGGCAUCUUCGGGAUGUGAAUUUCCUUCCUUCUAACUCCAGGAUUUCUGGGGACAAAGUUUGCCGCUAG